Messenger RNA from Lottia gigantea (owl limpet), 918 nucleotides. RefSeq lists its product as hypothetical. The record is from RefSeq and is a predicted model, not a curated record. The transcript is spliced from 10 exons. Gene Ontology annotation, molecular function: structural constituent of ribosome. NCBI's taxonomy places the organism in Eukaryota, Metazoa, Mollusca, Gastropoda, Lottiidae. Gene Ontology annotation, biological process: apoptotic process. Gene Ontology annotation, cellular component: mitochondrial ribosome; mitochondrial small ribosomal subunit. The annotation marks the transcript as partial.
UUAAAUAACUGUAGUUUGAUGGUAAGAAGACCAGCGUUAGAGAUGAUUGAUUAUAUUCAACAUGUAGAUCUUAAUAAACCUGUUGUUAAAGCUUUUUUCUAUGGACGAAAUGGUUGUGGUAAAUCUACGAGUUUAAGUCAUGUGAUACAUUAUUGUGGUAAAGCUGGCUUUUUAAUCGUCAAUAUUAGAUUUCCGUCUGCGUUAGUUCAGAGUUAUACUGGGUACGAAGCAUCAACUUAUAAAGAUGGUAGAAUUGAUCAUCCUAAAGACGCCAUGGAAUGGUUGAUUCAAUUUCAAUCUCAAAAUUCUCAUCUUCUGAAAGAUUUAAAGAUUAGUAAAGAUUGUAUUUGGAAUAAAAGAGAAUCAUCACCAGCAGGAACGUCUUUCUCUGAGCUGGUAGAAUUCUGUAUCAAUCGUAACACGUAUGCUUCUGAUUGUGUGGCCAUUUUAUUACGAGAAAUUAAAAAACUGGCUUGUGAUAAAAAAAUUAAAGUUUUAGUAUCAGUAGAUGGUAUUAACGGUUUAUUUAGAGAAUGUGUCAUGAGGAACGAAAAUAAAAAACUUAUUAUGAAUGAAGAUAUCACGUUAAUCAGAAGUUUUAGAAAAAUAAUUCAGACAAAUUGGACUAAUGGUUUUAUUGUGGGUACUAUCGAUGAAUUGGCCAAUGAACCAGGACUACGAGGAAGUUACACACCAAAUUUUGUUUUAGGCAAAAAGGGAUUUGAAUGUCUAGAUCCGUUUAUACCAGUUUUAGUAACAAAAUAUAACACAAAAGAAAUGUAUAAUUGUUUACAAUAUUAUCAAGAUUAUAACUGGCUUCAACAUCCUUCAUCUAAAACAAAGAAAGGUUUAGAUGAAAUUAUUUUUCUCAGUGACUAUAAUCCGUAUACAUUAACACGAGUUUGUGGUUCAAGAUAA